Messenger RNA from Cannabis sativa, 1241 nucleotides. RefSeq lists its product as uncharacterized. Gene Ontology annotation, cellular component: U2-type prespliceosome; U1 snRNP; U2 snRNP. Gene Ontology annotation, molecular function: RNA binding. The transcript is spliced from 3 exons. Lineage: Eukaryota; Viridiplantae; Streptophyta; Magnoliopsida; Rosales; Cannabaceae. Bases 30 to 1046 code for a protein of 338 amino acids. Gene Ontology annotation, biological process: mRNA splicing, via spliceosome. The record is from RefSeq and is a predicted model, not a curated record.
UCAUCUGUCUAAUAUGAUAAGCCCAAUAUAUGGGCCCAACUGAAUUAGGGUUUCAUCACUGGCAGUGGCAGAAGACUGAAAACCUACUUCUCACACCAGAGAACCUCUCUCUCUUCUCUCUCUCUUCUCCACUCUCCAUCGCCAAGUUCAAUUCUCAGGAUUUCGAAAACGUUGUUGAUUCUCACUCAGACUCGGCAACAAUGUCGAUGUCUAAGAGCUCUAAGAUGCUCCAGUACAUCAACUACCGCAUGAGGGUGAGCAUCCAGGAUGGUCGCCAGCUUGUUGGCAAGUUCAUGGCUUUCGACCGCCACAUGAACCUUGUCCUCGGUGACUGUGAGGAGUUUCGCAAGCUUCCUCCGGCCAAGGGAAAGAAGACCAACGAGGAACGCGAAGAUCGCCGCACCCUAGGUUUGGUUCUCCUCCGUGGGGAAGAGGUCAUUUCCAUGACUGUAGAAGGCCCACCUCCGCAGGAAGAGUCCCGAGCUAAAGCUGCUAAUGCUGCAGCAUUGGCUGGGCCUGGAAUUGGUCGUGCUGCAGGCCGUGGUGUACCCACUGCACCCCUUGCUCAAGCCCAGCCUGGACUUUCUGGUCCAGUGCGUGGCGUUGGUGGCCCUGCUCCAGGCAUGAUGCAGCCACAGAUAUCUCGUCCUCCUGUCCCGAACCUUGCUGCUCCGCCAAUGUCGUAUCCUGCUCCUGUUAUUCGGCCGCCUGGUCAGAUGCCUGGCUAUCCCGGUCAGGGUCCGCCUCCAAUGGCACGUGGCCCUCCCCCAGGUGGGCCGCCACAGUUUGGUGGUAGGCCUGGUGGGCCACCGCAGUUUCCAGGCCCACCACCUCAGUUUGGGCAACGGCCCAUGGGACCUCCUCCUCCUGGUCAGAUGAUGAGAGGACCACCUCCUCCACCCAGGCCCGGAAUGCAGGCACCGCCUCCUCGUCCUGGGAUGCCGCCUCCUCCUGGUGGUGGCGUUCCUGUGUUUGGACCGCCCCGCCCGGGAAUGCCUCCUCCUCCAAACCCUCAAAAUCAGCAAAAUCAACAGCAACAACAGUGAUUCGGAGAGAUGGUGAUUUAAGGGAUUUUGGAUUUAUUAAGUCAACAUUUGUAGUGGAUUUGGAAUAGUGUUAAUGUUUGUGCCUUUUGUACUUGAGAAUUUUGUUUUAGUAGAUAUGCUACUAUCUUGUAACAGUGUGAAUCUCUUUGUUAGUAUAGUUAGUAAUACAUGAAGGAUUAGAUGUUCUUUUUAAAA